AUGAAUGGCUACUGUUUUAGGAAUGGCUUCCUUGCCUACUUCAACAAAGUGUCCAAUUGUGGCGUUGUUGGUAGAAAUGAACUGAAGGCGAUUCUGGAGCGCGCUGGCCGGGAUCCAAGCGACAGUGAGAUUCAGAGAAUCCUGGACAGUGUCAGCGUUGAUGCUCGAGGAAUCAACUUCCAGGCUUUCAUAGACUACGUACGCACCUUCAAGCAGUUACGCAACGUCGACUCUGAGUACAGAGAGGCCUUCCGUAUCUAUGAUCGCAGUGGAUCCGGAAAACUCACACAGGCGGACGUCGCUUACGUCUUUGAGAAGCUGCGUGUCAACGUUGACGUUCCCGCCCUCUUCAAGGUGGCCGAUGCUGACAAUAACGGCACAAUUGAGUACAACGGCUUCCUUGCCUACUUCAACAAAGUGUCCAACUGUGGCGUUGUUGGUAGAAAUGAACUGAAGGCGAUUCUGGAGCGCGCUGGUCGGGAUCCGAGCGACAGUGAGAUUCAGAGAAUCCUGGACAGUGUCAGCGUUGAUGCUCGAGGAAUAAACUUCCAGGCUUUCAUAGACUACGUACGAACCUUCAAGCAGUUACGCAACGUCGACUCUGAGUACAGAGAGGCCUUCCGUAUCUAUGAUCGCAGUGGAUCUGGAAAACUCACACAGGCGGACGUCGCUUAUGUCUUUGAGAAGCUGCGUGUCAACGUUGACGUUCCCGCUCUCUUCAAGGUGGCCGAUGCUGACAAUAACGGCACAAUUGAGUACAACGGCUUCCUUGCCUAUUUCAACAAAGUGUCCAACUGUGGCGUUGUUGGUAGAAAUGAACUGAAGGCGAUUCUGGAGCGCGCUGGUCGGGAUCCGAGCGACAGUGAGAUUCAGAGAAUCCUGGACAGUGUCAGCGUUGAUCCUCGAGGAAUCAACUUCCAGGCUUUCAUAGACUACGUACGCACCUUCAAGCAGUUACGCAACGUCGACUCUGAGUACAGAGAGGCCUUCCGUAUCUAUGAUCGCAGUGGAUCUGGAAAACUCACACAGGCGGACGUCGCUUAUGUCUUUGAGAAGCUGCGUGUCAACGUUGACGUUCCCGCUCUUUUCAAAGUGGCCGAUGCUGACAAUAACGGCACAAUUGAGUACAACGAAUUUGUUGACCUUAUGAACAAGACUUUCUAA
This is a messenger RNA of Liolophura sinensis, 1164 nucleotides long. RefSeq lists its product as uncharacterized. The transcript has 8 exons. Gene Ontology annotation, cellular component: myosin II complex. Gene Ontology annotation, molecular function: calcium ion binding. The record is from RefSeq and is a predicted model, not a curated record. Bases 1 to 1164 code for a protein of 387 amino acids. Lineage: Eukaryota; Metazoa; Mollusca; Polyplacophora; Chitonida; Chitonidae.